This is a messenger RNA of Bemisia tabaci, 1827 nucleotides long. NCBI's taxonomy places the organism in Eukaryota, Metazoa, Arthropoda, Insecta, Hemiptera, Aleyrodidae. The record is from RefSeq and is a predicted model, not a curated record.
AUGAAGUCUGGAAGUGCCAAACCCCCACCUAAAGAAGAGGAACAAUCCAAAAAGUUGACCCCAACUCUAACUUUUGGAGAUUCUACAAAGGCCUUGCUGAGCGAGGGGGGCAGAAUCAACAGUAGUUUCUCCUUCCAUUCCGGUGGGGAUCCAGGCUACGGUAACCCGACACGUGAGAAGGUCGUUAAGCCGAACCAGCCAGUAGGAUCAAUGACUCCAGGUUAUAAGAGGCUCUUGCCAAAAGAAGGAGGCAGGCCGUCGGAAGAAACUUCAGGGAAACCACAGACGCCAGAGAGUGCAACCGCGAAGGAGGAAUUCACCUUCAGACCUCUUGACGGAAGCGGUAACACUAAUGUGAAACUUGAGAAGCCAGGACAGCCAAAAACGACUCCACAGUAUGUGAGGCCCUUGCACAGAGAAGAAAUAGCACCAUCAUCAGAAACAACUUCAGAGGAACCACGGCAGAGGACAGGGAAAGCUCCGGUAAAAGAAGCCUCAGCAAAGCCGAAAAAGGUACCGUUUCUGCAAUUGCCCUUUAAGAAAAAAGGAGACACUUGUACUUUGGGCAUAUUCAAACCAGUAGUAGAAGGUAACGAGAUCUCAGAAUACGAAUGCAAAGAGCACUGCGUGGCCCAAUUCGGUGUAAUUGUUCCAGAAUAUGAAAGCCAAGAAAGCCGAGUAGACAUUGCUGAUCACAGCGUGACUCGAAAAGGAAAAGAAUGUCGCUGCACUUUGAAUAAAAAAGGGCUUCAAGAAUAUUUCAAGAAUCAUUUUUCCGAAGGGGCCUUCCAAAAUUUCUUCGACCUAGCCUACAGCGAAGGAUUCUGCGGUGCAAGGGUAUGGUUAAGAGAUAACGGAGUUAAAGUUCAUAUUCCGUAUGAGGCCGAGGCUAAGGAACAAAGGCUACGGGCUCCAUCAGCGCCAAGCACACCACUUUUGACACCGUCUGACACACCUGUGCAAUCACCCUCUAUGACACCUCUUAUUCGAACACCCCAGGGGACACCUCCUCAAUCGCCGGGAAGAACUUUUCCACCACAGAAGGUUCCUGUAAGGGUCGAUGCAGGCAAAGGUGUAGCGAAGUCAUCAACUGGGACGGCGACAGCACCUGGAACACCUGAUCGAAGUCGUUUGGGAACAGCUCCUGGAACGCCGGACAGAUAUUCUUUGAACCGUGACAUCACUGGAAAGGGCAAGGCUGUGGUAGAUACAUCAACGGAUACAGUAACAACAGCAAUGAAAGACGUAAUUGUGGGGUCUUUUAAAAAAAGAGCGGGCUCUUAUUUCUCCACAAUUUCGUGCAAGCAAACUUGCUACGAAGCAUUCGGGCAACUUCGUGUCCCUGCCUGGAACUACCGACACAGCCUGCCUUUUACCAUGCCAAUGAUCAGAGAUAAUGGAGUGAUCUGCAAUUGUAUCAUGGAAGCCUUCGUCCAAAAAUUUUGUGCUGCUCAGAGCAAACUCGACUACAAUAUACUGGUUAGGAAAAUUACAGAAAACUUCUUCUGCGACGGAAAGGUGUACAUCGAGCGUUCGACAGGAAUGGCUGUCGAUAUCCAGUACGAGUAUGAUUCUCGUCCAAACACAUACCAGGACAAAGAACUUCCUAAACCAGUAUUUGAAGUGUUUUACACUGGGGGAGCCCCUGGAGGAGUCGGGGUAGGAGAUAUGCUCAUUUUGAUGGCGACUUUACGCAAAGGUGAGUCGACACACGGCUUCGUUAUUCGAACGACUGUCACGGAGAGAAAGAUUCAAGUGCUGACAAACUCAAAAUUGAGCCACUACUCUUGCACUUUCUCGAACAUUUUUGCAUUAAGAAGCCCCUAA